CGUAAGGUUGACAUGAACACUUGACUUGUAGAAUUCGUCAUGCUGAAAACUGCCAUCCUCAUCGCGGUGAUAACCCAGGCUUGGGCGAUGCCCGAGUUGGGAAGAAGUAUGAACAGACUGAGGCGGGAAGCAGCUUCCGACUCAAGUGAUUCCUGCCAAACGGCUGUCCAGUGCGGGGAGACCUUUGCGGCCUUAUUCGUUGACAAUUCGACUUCUACUGCGGAUCAGGAGUGUGGUUACUUCUCUAGCUACAUCGACUGCUUAGAUGCAGUUGUUGACCUGUGUCCUGCAGUCAAUUCCUUAUCCGUUUACUGGCUGAGGCGUGGGAAAUAUUAUCUUUGCAAUUAUCCAUGGAAAGCCUGCACCGUUGCCUUCCCUUGUGCGACAGACUUCAUGAAUAUGUAUACUGGGAACUUUGGCCAGGCUGGAAGUGAUGAUUGCAGCAAUGCGAUGACCUACAAGAACUGUCUGAACAUAUAUGAUGAUUCCUGUCCAUGGAUAAGGCAACUUUACAUCAUGCACGACGCCGAAUGGAGACUCUCCCAGGCGUGCGCAAACAGCAAAUAAACAUCUUUUCCGAUGUCCCAGACUCCCACCAGUACGUUCGAAAAUGAUUGCACUGGUGUACGCUGAAACGACACUCGAUUUCUGGGCAAAGUCAUUGGAAUAAAGUUUUUCAAAGU
Haliotis rubra (blacklip abalone) is the source of this 683-nucleotide messenger RNA. RefSeq lists its product as uncharacterized. The transcript has 7 exons. The record is from RefSeq and is a predicted model, not a curated record. NCBI's taxonomy places the organism in Eukaryota, Metazoa, Mollusca, Gastropoda, Lepetellida, Haliotidae. The coding region runs from base 40 to 567 and encodes 175 amino acids.